Messenger RNA from Impatiens glandulifera, 709 nucleotides. RefSeq names its product RHOMBOID-like protein 8. The coding region runs from base 40 to 705 and encodes 221 amino acids. The record is from RefSeq and is a predicted model, not a curated record. Gene Ontology annotation, biological process: proteolysis. Gene Ontology annotation, molecular function: serine-type endopeptidase activity. Lineage: Eukaryota; Viridiplantae; Streptophyta; Magnoliopsida; Ericales; Balsaminaceae. The transcript is spliced from 3 exons. Gene Ontology annotation, cellular component: membrane.
UUUGCAGUUAGGAUUGGGCUGGCUUAUGUUCUCUCUGCAAUGAGUGGUAGUUUAGUUGCUGCCUUGUUUCUAAACGACAAACCUUCUGUUGCAUCAUCUGCUGCACUAUUUGGAUUGAUUGGCACUAUGCUUUCAGCUCUUGUUCAAAACUGGACAACUUACAGCAAUAAAUUGACAGCUAUUGCAGUUUUAGUCUCUGUUUCGAUAAUCAAUAUUGUACUGGGCUUGCUGCCUUAUGUGAACAAUGUUGGGAAUAUGGGAGGAUUUAUCUCGGGUUUUCUUUUGGGAUUUGUGGUGCUGUUUAAACCUCAACUUGGGAAAAUGGGUCAAGGAAAAGGUGCUUUCUUUGAGUAUGAAGUAAAAUGUUCUGCCAAGCUCAGGCAGAAACUUGACAGACCCGUGUUAAGGAGCACGGUUCUGUUUAUAUUUGUGGCAUUAAUGGUGGGGAGUGCUGUGGCUGUUUCUUGUGGUGUUAAUAUAAGGGAGUACUGUUGGUGGUGUAAAUAUUUGGAUUGUGUUCCUUCCAAAUGGUGGAGCUGUAAUGGAGAUCAAAUGAAGUGUGAGAUGGGUGUGAGUACAUGGCAAUUGACACUGACUUGCAUGAGUAGUAGUGAUAGGUAUAUGGACUUUCCAUUCACCAAUAUCUCGCAAGCUAGAGUCCAGGAUUUGUGUGAUAUGAUAUGCUCCUCUCCUCUCCUUGUUUAGGAUU